UUUCGCCACAGCUGCCGUCAAAUAUCCUUCCGUCAAAUAGCCAUCAGAUUCAUGGCAGAUCCCGCUAGUCCUGUCCCAUAUGGUGAGAAUCUGAGAUUCCUAUAGGCUGAGAAUUUACCGGUUAUUUAUGGCUUACUUAUUCCGUUCGGGAAUGCGGUCUGGUCGAAGCAUCCGUCUUUCCCUUAGUAUGGUGGAGAGAAUCCGGGUAGUUGAGCCAGCUUGUCGUUAUUCGGUUGAUUUGCCGCUUACUUAGCUUCAUAUUAGACUGUUCUGACACAUCAGCAAGCUUCCUAGGCUGACACUUUGAUACUUCUUAGCUGAGAAACCUAGUCUCCCUGCUGUUGACAGUACUUCACGGCUUCACCGCGCUUCACCGCUGACGGUUCUUCACGGCUCUAGUUCACGCGAGUGCUUUCGCGGCAACGGCGCAACUCGCCGGACGGUUGAGCUUGAAAGAUCGAGCAGCAACGGUGUAAACCGCGCAUACAUGGACGGUCGAUCUUCGAGCACGGCGAACACCACGCGAGUCAAACGGCGUCUCACCUGACGGCCAGACGACGAGUGAAGAGCACCGAGUGGCGAACGGGAGAGCGGCGAAUGGUGAAUGGCGAACGGCGAACGGCUUGUGAAGAGCUGCGAGCGACGAGCGGAAAGCCGUAAGCUUUGAACGGGAGAGCCGCGAACGGCUUGUGACGAGCUGCGAGCUGCGAGCGACGAGCGGCGAGCGGCGAGCGGCGAGUGGCGAGCGGCGAGCUAUGAACUUUGACCAGCGAAGGAGCGGCGAUGGCGACGAGCCUUGCGCUGCGAUGGCGACGACCCGCGUGCGACGACGGUGACGACCCGCACGCGACGACUGCGACGACCCGCACGCGACGAUUGCGACUCGACGACCCGCAUGCGACGAUGGCGAUGACCCGCACGCCCAAGGGACUGUUAGCUGCAGAGCCGGAGUGGGAGGGCAGUGGGAUGACGCACGACAGGCAGUCACAGCGGUGUGAUUGCCCCCUGCAUGCCCUGCUGACCACUGCACUCCCCCUCGCGCUGAAGGCUUGUGGGUGCCGCUGCGGGGAGUGCUGCUGGAGGGAGUGCGGCUGAAGGGAGUGCGGCUGGAGGGAG
Molecule: messenger RNA, 1116 nt
Organism: Closterium sp. NIES-67
Lineage: Eukaryota; Viridiplantae; Streptophyta; Zygnematophyceae; Desmidiales; Closteriaceae
Source: the annotation of a GenBank genome assembly